Messenger RNA from Cotesia glomerata, 772 nucleotides. RefSeq names its product WASH complex subunit 3 (gene CCDC53). Gene Ontology annotation, biological process: actin filament polymerization; exocytosis. NCBI's taxonomy places the organism in Eukaryota, Metazoa, Arthropoda, Insecta, Hymenoptera, Braconidae. The transcript has 4 exons. The record is from RefSeq and is a predicted model, not a curated record. Gene Ontology annotation, cellular component: WASH complex. Bases 103 to 693 code for a protein of 196 amino acids.
AAACUGUGAUUAUUAGUUUUAAUAAUUUUUGAAAUAAAUAAUCAUCAUAAUAAUAAUAGUAAAAAUAAAAAAUGUCAAGUGAUGGAUAAUAAUUAAAAAUUUAUGAUGGGUGACAAUAAUAUUCCUAUUGUUGAGCCGACUAUUGAUUACACUAAGGUACCACCGAUCCAUCAAAAAAGAACAAUAUCUUUUAUAAAUCAUUUUAUCGUAACGACAGUUUCAUUUUUAAAUAAAUUUGCACUGACAUGUGAAGAAAAACUCUAUGAUUUUGAAAAUAAAUUACAAAAAUUGGAAGCUGCCGUUGUUAUUCUUGAAUCUAGGCUCGCGUCAGUGCCAGGGUUAGAUAUUAAAUCACCAAAUAAAGACUGCGACAAAAAAGAAUACGAGACUGCUGAUAAAAACCCUGUAGAAGCAGCACCCGCUACUCCAGAAGCCAAAGAUCCAGUUGGCCAAGACGAAGCGGAUACCAAGCCAGAUGUUGAAAGUACAAAAGGUCAAGUACAAAACCACGAAGUGUCAGAUAAUUUAGAACAAAUUAGUUCACAUCCAGUUUACCAAAAGUACUUCAAAAUGGUGAACUUCGGUGUGCCAAAGCCAGCUGUUAAGAUUAAGAUGAAACAAGAAGGCCUGGAUCCAGAUCUACUUGAUGACCCUCAACGUCUUAUUCCUAAGAUCAAUGAUACACCAGAAUGAUGUAUUCCUAGAUGAAUAAAUAACUUUAUACGAAUAUUUUUAUAUAGUAAUUAAAUGAAUAAAAUGAUUUAUAAUUAAA